This is a messenger RNA of Pteronotus mesoamericanus, 858 nucleotides long. RefSeq names its product transmembrane protein 147 (gene TMEM147). The record is from RefSeq and is a predicted model, not a curated record. The transcript has 7 exons. NCBI's taxonomy places the organism in Eukaryota, Metazoa, Chordata, Mammalia, Chiroptera, Mormoopidae. The coding region runs from base 118 to 792 and encodes 224 amino acids.
AGACUCAGCUCCCAGAAGGCCGCGCAGGCCGCGGCCGAGGCCGAGGCGCCAGGUGUGGGCUGGGGCGCCAGGCGGUUAAGGUAGGGUUGUGCGCUCCGCCGGGCCCGGGGCGGCGCCAUGACCUUGUUUCACUUCGGAAACUGCUUCGCACUGGCCUACUUCCCCUACUUCAUCACCUACAAGUGCAGCGGCCUGUCCGAGUACAAUGCCUUCUGGAAGUGCGUCCAGGCUGGCGUCACCUACCUCUUCGUGCAGCUCUGCAAGAUGUUGUUCCUGGCCACUUUCUUUCCCACCUGGGAAGGCGGCAUCUAUGACUUCAUUGGGGAGUUCAUGAAGGCCAGCGUGGAUGUGGCAGAUCUAGUAGGCCUAAACCUUGUCAUGUCCCGGAAUGCCGGCAAAGGGGAAUACAAGAUCAUGGUUGCUGCCCUGGGCUGGGCCACCGCGGAGCUCAUUAUGUCCCGUUGCAUCCCUCUCUGGGUUGGAGCCCGGGGCAUUGAGUUUGACUGGAAGUACAUCCAGAUGAGCAUUGACUCCAACAUCAGUCUGGUCCAUUACAUCGUCGCAUCUGCCCAGGUGUGGAUGAUAACACGCUAUGACCUGUACCACACUUUCCGGCCAGCCGUCCUCCUGCUGAUGUUCCUCAGUGUCUAUAAGGCCUUUGUCAUGGAGACCUUCGUCCACCUUUGUUCCUUGGGCAGCUGGACGGCACUUCUGGCCCGAGCAGUAGUGACGGGGCUGCUGGCCCUCAGCACCCUUGCCUUGUAUGUCGCCGUUGUCAACGUGCACUCCUAGGCUUGGUGUCCCAUAUACCUUUUCCUUGUCUACAGGUUUUCGUGAAAUAAACAGUAUUUGGAAAGU